Molecule: messenger RNA, 1353 nt
Organism: Mollisia scopiformis
Lineage: Eukaryota; Fungi; Ascomycota; Leotiomycetes; Helotiales; Mollisiaceae
Exons: 1
Source: RefSeq, a predicted model, not a curated record
GACAGGAGAUUUGUUUAUGUACAAGGCGACCCUAUCCCCACUUUGAGUCCUUUGCAUAUAAAGAUAUCGAGCUACGUGUUCUGCUUUCCUGAGCAAGUCUUGGAAUGGAUCUUAAUGGAGAAGAUUGACGGUCAUACGCUUGAUUCGGUUAUUGAAGCUGGACUUAGCAUGGGGCAGAAACAACGGGUCUAUCGCAAUGUUGCUCGCUGGGUCCAUCAACUUUCAACCCUCCGAUUUGACAAGAUUGGAAGUCUGUAUUGCCGCUGGAACCCACUACGAAAUCCUAUUCUGAGCGAUUUUUACCUCGGACCAUCCUCAGAUUUUCAGUUCGCGUACGACUAUCGACAGGAAUAUAACAUUCCACGCGGGCCAUACGAUAGUGUUCGAGACUACUUGCGAGGAUUUGUCGAAAUAUAUCAGGCGGAGACACUGGAUCCCCGUCAACAUAAGCGGAGCCAAUUUUGGGAUCUGUUUAACGACUUCGAAUCCCAGGGAACAAUGCACUCUAAGCGACAAGAUUUGCAGCUCUGGCCUUCAUUGUACUCAAAGUCUGAUCUGGAACGAAUUCCUCAAUAUUGUCAAUCGCUUCGCUACGUCAUCCCUCUCAUCGUCAAAGAAACAACUCUUCCUCCGCGAUCAACUUUCUUGCACCAUUUUGAUAUGUCAUACAAAAAUAUAAUCGUCGACAGAGAGGGGGUUCCUAUCGCACUGCUUGACUGGGAGCAGAUUACCACAAGGCCAUUCUCUUUCGGUUUUCCUCUUCCGAGAUUUUUUAUCGAUCAAGAUUACAUCACAACGACUCGGAGCCUUGAAACUUCUACUACUAUCGAGAAUCUUCGUCUAAAACAAGACUACCUAGAGUAUUUACAGGAAUUUCUCUCUCCGAAUAUACAUUUUGUCGAUAAGUCCAAUAUUCUGGAUGAGGAAUUCGAGAAGCUGUGUGAAAUUACGUACACGAUUCCUGAAUCGGUGCAGGCCGAGGGGUAUCAAUUCGUCUCUGACGUGAUUGCAAAAAGAGGGAUGGCUUGGCUUGACGCUCCAGGCCUUGAAGAUUGGAAGAAACAGAGUAGCGUGGAUACAAAUUCACCUGAAUUUAAGCAACUCCCACUUGAUCAGCAAGAUAUGCGAACCAGCAGGGUUACCAUAGUACAAAUUUUCUGGGCAUGGCUCUGUGUUCUGCGGGCCCAGAAGCGUUUCAGAGCAAUACGGCUACAGCGCCUAGUCCAGUCUGAAAGAGAUUCAGAUCAGGCGCAAAACUCGAUUUCAAGGUCUAGUUCUCUCGAAUCAUUGGCAACCAGUCUGAUAACCCUAGAUUCUCGAGAUUCAGUACUCUCUAAGAGCCCCCAGGAAUGA